Molecule: messenger RNA, 1974 nt
Organism: Nelumbo nucifera (sacred lotus)
Lineage: Eukaryota; Viridiplantae; Streptophyta; Magnoliopsida; Proteales; Nelumbonaceae
Product: Tetratricopeptide repeat (TPR)-like superfamily protein
Molecular function (GO): protein binding
Source: RefSeq, a predicted model, not a curated record
GUCCCUAACCCAUCCCCCAACUUCGUCUUCCAUCUCUCGCGUCUCGUGUCUCGCCCCGUCCUUUCUUUUCCCAAUUGACCUAAUCUCAUACUGGUUGCCUGCAAAACGGACCUCAAUGAGCGAUUCAAUGAAAGGAUCUUUAGUCUCAAACCUGAGCUACUCAUCUUCGAACUGAUCUCGCAAUGCUACUUCUCAAUGGGAUGUCCUUAAACUGCCAUCGCCAUUGCCUGCUGCCAAGAAUGUUUGGAUACACCACGACCACGCACGCAAUGGAAUUCCCGCCUCCAAAAUCCAUGAAAUUUUUUUUUGAAGAUCCCUGGUUCAGCAAUUUGUAAGUUUUCAACUUUGCUUGUCUAGCAACACAGAAUCCUAACACUAUGUCAUCAGCACAUCUUCGAAAUCUGGGAAGACGGAGUUGGAGCCCGCUUCCAAUACCCCAUCGCACAAUUCCCGACCCCAAAGGCCAAGAUCUCGACUUUGUCAACGUUGCUCACAGCCACCUUGUACAGUCCGAUUGGGCUAAGUUAAAUACUUUGGCCACCGGUCUGACCCCAUUUAGAAUCAAACACACUCUUUUGAGGAUCCAAAAGGAUUCUGUGCUUUCGCUUGAAUUCUUCAAUUGGGUUGAACUCCAACGAUCCAACUCCCACACGCUUGAAACCAAUUCCAUAAUUCUUCAUAUUCUCACCAAGGCAAAUAAGUUCAAAUCUGCUGAAUCUCUUUUGAGAAAUAGUAUAGUCCCCAAAACACUUUAUUGCCCAUCCAAGUUAUUUGAUGCUAUACUUUAUUCAUAUCGCCUUUGUGAUUCAUCUCCCCGUGUUUUUGAUUCCCUCUUCAAGACUUAUGCCCAUAUGAAAAAGUUCAGGAUUGCCACCGAUACUUUCUGUCAAAUGAGAGAUUAUGGGUUCCUUCCAACCAUUGAAUCUUGCAAUGCAUAUAUGAGCUCAUUGAUUGAUCUAAACCGGACAGACAUUGCCUUGGCAUUCUACAAGGAAAUGAGGCGGUGCUUGAUCUCUCCAAAUGUGUAUACCCUCAAUAUGGUUAUAUGUGCUCUUUGUAAAUCAGGAAAAAUAGAGAAAGCUGUUGAGGUGUUUAAGGAGAUGGAGAACAUGGGUUGUAAACCAACACUUGCGUCUUACAAUACAUUGAUUGCUGGACACUGUAACCAAGGUCUUCUACGCUCGGCUAUGAAACUUAAGAGCAACAUGGGGAAGAAUGGAUGCCACCCAAAUGUUGUUACAUUUAACACUCUCAUCCAUGGAUUCUGCAAGGAAGGGAAACUACUAGAAGCAAAUAAGAUUUUCAAUGAGAUGAAAGCUGUGAAUGUGGUUCCUAAUAUUGUAACCUAUAAUACCUUAAUAAAUGGGUACAGUCAAUUGGGAAACAGUGAGAUGGGAGGAAGACUUUAUGAGGAGAUGUUAAUGAAUGGAAUUAAGGUUGAUAUCUUAACUUACAAUGCACUGAUUUUGGGGCUUUGCAAAGAGGGUAAGACAAAGAAAGCCGCAUAUCUGGUGAAAAAGCUCUAUAAGGAGAACUUACUCCCAAAUGCCUCAACCUUUUCUUCUCUUAUCAGUGGACAGUGUGUGAGACAAAACUCUGAGCGUGCAUUCCAGCUUUACAAAAUCAUGAAAAAGAGUGGGUAUCAUCUGAAUGCAGAUAUUUUUAGUAUGUUGAUAUCAACUUUCUGCAAGAAUGAGGAUUUUGAUGGAGCAUUGCAUCUCUUGAGGGAGAUGAUGGGGAGAUCCAUGGUUCCUGAUUCGAGUCUUCUAGGUGAGCUUUAUGCAGGGCUUUCGAGAUGUGGAAAAGAUGAAGUGGCCACUAGUUUGCACAAUGAAAUGGAAGCAAGACAUCUUAUGUAAAAAAACUUUUGGUAGAGACAAAAUCAUUAUCAAGUAGCCAGGAGUUGAUAUCAUAGAGAGAAAUUUUUUAGGUUGUAUAUGCUUUUUAUAUAUAUUAGAAAGUUUAGUUCUUCAA